Messenger RNA from Triticum dicoccoides, 765 nucleotides. RefSeq lists its product as uncharacterized. The coding region runs from base 222 to 566 and encodes 114 amino acids. Lineage: Eukaryota; Viridiplantae; Streptophyta; Magnoliopsida; Poales; Poaceae. The record is from RefSeq and is a predicted model, not a curated record. The transcript is spliced from 7 exons.
GCCGACCUGGUUACCACCGUCCGGAUGUUCAAGGUGGUCGUCCCAAGAGCUCUAAGGUGUGGCCGCCACACCAUCGGCUGAUCCACAACGGCCAAAUCUUGUAGAAUGAGAACAUCCUAGCCCGAUACGUUAACUGGAGAUGUUCCGUCAUUCAAACAUGUUGAUGGCCAAGCAAAAUAUUCAGGUGAUGUGCCCAACAUGCUUCUGCACGAGAGUUUGCUAUGGGAAGUAAGCAUGAGCAAGAUGAAGCUGGCACAGUGAGGCUAGAGACGGGUCACAUUUGGUCGCACAUGGGAGUUGUUCUUGUGAACGUGGGUGAUGAGAUUGACACAAAGCUGCCGAGGAAGGAGCGGGUGACAUUUGUUUCUAAAGGUGCUGAUUCUAUAUCUCGAGCAAAGCAGAUUCUUACCUCGAUACCUGCAAGAGCAAGAGAAGCAUACAACAUAGCCAGGAUGGUCAUAUCGUCCAAGAUGGAAAAUAUGAGGAUCUUCUCCAAGCUGGAACUGAGCUCAAUGCACCAAGAACAAAAUCAAUUGAAGCAACACUUCAUGUAUAAUGUAUUGUGAACCUUGGAUUGAGCUCAUGUGUGUGGUUUAUGUAUUGUGAGCCUUGGAUUGAGGUCAUGUGUGAGGCUAAUGUAUUGUGAGCCUUUUACUUUGUAAUAUGUGAUAAUGAUGUGACAGGCUCAUGGAUUGUGGACACCAAAUUUAUGUGGCAAUUCUGUAAUGUGGAGUACCCAUGAUGACAUGACAAUGCCUAAAUGAU